Ictalurus punctatus (channel catfish) is the source of this 5522-nucleotide messenger RNA. Its product is annotated as casein kinase I. The coding region runs from base 334 to 1734 and encodes 466 amino acids. Gene Ontology annotation, cellular component: nucleus; plasma membrane; cytoplasm. Gene Ontology annotation, molecular function: ATP binding; protein serine/threonine kinase activity. The transcript has 14 exons. Gene Ontology annotation, biological process: positive regulation of canonical Wnt signaling pathway; peptidyl-serine phosphorylation; endocytosis. Lineage: Eukaryota; Metazoa; Chordata; Actinopteri; Siluriformes; Ictaluridae. The record is from RefSeq and is a predicted model, not a curated record.
AGCUGUUGUUCCAUAGGCGGUGCUGUUCCGGGACUGAGAGAAGAGAGACCGGAGAGAUACUCAUCUGUUCAAGAGGGUCAAAUAUAUACAUAGAUACAUAUAUACGUAACAAUUCAUCAUUUUUAAAAGACAUUUCUCUUCAACACGACGGUUAGAGGAUUGUAUUGUCGCGGAGAUGAAAUGAGCGAAACGACGUUGGGCUUGUGUUUAAGGUCAGUUAUCAUGCAGUGAGAGGGGCUGGCGUGUGGUUCCUGAUCCUGCUAUCCCAUGCCCACAGUGCCAGACUGAGGUGCUCUUUCAGGGGCCUCUCUUGCUCCCUCGGUGCCCGGAGCCAUGGAGCAUACGCGGGAGAAGGAGAGCGAGCGGCCGGCUCGGAACACUAAGACUGCUCAGAGCCGCAACACACACUCUCGUCCGUCUGGCUCUGGCUCGUCCGGUGUGCUGAUGGUCGGCCCAAACUUCCGCGUGGGGAAGAAGAUCGGAUGUGGAAACUUUGGGGAGCUGAAGCUUGGCAAGAACCUAUACACCAAUGAGUAUGUUGCAAUAAAAUUGGAACCUGUGAAGUCGAGGGCGCCACAGCUACAUUUGGAGUACCGUUUUUAUAAAACCCUGGGCAGCACAGUGGAAGGGUUGCCACAGGUGUACUACUUUGGCCCAUGUGGGAAGUAUAAUGCAAUGGUUCUGGAGCUGCUAGGUCCCAGUCUGGAGGACUUGUUUGACCUGUGUGACCGAACAUUCUCCUUGAAGACGGUCCUCAUGAUUGCAAUUCAGCUGAUAACUCGGAUGGAAUACGUCCACUCAAAAAACCUCAUCUACCGAGACGUCAAGCCAGAAAAUUUCCUAAUUGGGCGUCAGGGCAGUAAAAAGGAGCACAUCAUCCACAUCAUUGACUUUGGUCUUGCAAAAGAAUAUAUCGACCCAGAGACCAAAAAACACAUUCCUUACAGAGAACACAAGAGCCUGACUGGCACAGCACGUUACAUGUCCAUCAACACACAUUUAGGAAAAGAGCAAAGUCGGCGGGAUGACCUGGAAGCACUCGGCCACAUGUUUAUGUACUUCUUGCGGGGUAGUCUGCCGUGGCAGGGGCUGAAGGCAGACACGUUGAAAGAACGUUAUCAGAAAAUUGGAGACACCAAGCGAAACACUCCCAUUGAGGUUCUCUGUGAGAACUUUCCAGAGGAGAUGGCUACGUAUUUGCGCUACGUACGGCGGUUAGAUUUCUUUGAGAAGCCAGAUUAUGAGUAUCUAAGGACUCUCUUCACUGAACUAUUUGAAAGGAAAGGAUAUACAUUCGACUACACAUACGACUGGGUCGGUAGACCGAUUCCGACACCAGUCGGGUCAGUUCAUGUGGAUUCAGGAGCCUCUGCUAUCACUAGAGAAUCCCACGCCAACAGAGAAAGACCUUCACAACAUCAGCCACUGCGGAACCAGACGGUCAGCUCGGAGCACAGGGGAGCAUGGGACACGCAACCUCAUCGGCACACCAACCUGUCUUACCUGAGCUCAUAUAUGGCUUCUGACCGGCAUGGGGGCUCUGCACAGGUGAUCAGCUCAACCAACGGGGAGCUGAAUGCAGACGACCCUCUGGUAGCUCAUUCCAACGCACCAAUAACAACGCAGGCAGAAGUGGACGUGGUGGAUGAGGCCAACUGCGUGAAAAUGCUCAACUUGUGGUGCUGCUGCUUCUUCAAGCGUAAAAGGAAGAAGAGUUCUCCGAGGCACAAAUGAGCCAAAAUAUUCCUCUCCUUGUUUUCACUGCACUGCUGAUGUGAGCCUUUCCAUGGAGACGCAUUUACAGCUGGAAAUUUUCAAGGCCAAUACAUACAGUACAUACAGUGGCCCUGCAAGAAUGUUAAGCUUCUUAACAGUCCAGAGGCACCUGGACAGGACUGUCUCCCCUUUGCACUCUCUUAUUUUGCCGUUUCAUCCUGAUACUCCUUUAUUUAUGUAUUUUAAUGUUUUUAUGGAUGUCUGUCCCUAUGAGGAGCCAGUUAGUAGAGGACAGUCAUGCUGCAUUUCUUCCUGAAGGGUUGUAUUUUGCUAUGAACAUUUGUAUUUGAACUUUUCCCAAAUAUUCAACCAUUUCAAGGACAUUUCUUGCUCUUGUGCUUGGCCGGUUUAUUGUUCUUGUUUUCUUUACUUUUCUUAUGUCUAUUUUCCCCAUGCUUUUGGACAGAGAGGAAUUUAUCGCCUGGUGGUACCUCGACUCAAUAGCACAGAUUACUUCCACUUCGCUGCAGUUUUCUUUGAUAGAUUCUGUGCAGUUUGAAUAUAAAUGCCAAUUUACUGUAUGCAUCCUGCCUUACUUACACCCAUAAACACAUAAGCACUGUGUCGUCACAAAAAUAACUCAUUUAAUGCAGAGUUCAAAACUCCACAACACAAUAACAGUCACAAUGAAAAGAAUGUGUUACACUGAAGACAAAUAUUAUUGCAUGUAAAAGUGCAAUACAUACGUUAGUAUGUAAACGCGUAUGAAUCUCUAAAGGGGUUUUGCAUAGAUGACUGGCUUGCGAAGGAUUUUGUCCCCGAAGACCAAAAUCUAAAUGAGGAAAAAAGAAAAAAAAUUUACUCGAUAUAUUGACGUAUUUAUCCUGAAGGUAUUUGUGGCAUGUAAAAUGUUUGAUUAGGUAACCAAAAGCCAUAUUUCAUGGAACUGUGUAUUUAAUCGUAUUGUAGUUUGCAUGAUCCAAUCCAUUGCUUCUCUUAAUACAUUUACAGCAGGGUGUAAACGAGAAAGCCCAAAUCAGUACCACUCAUUUUAGCUUCAGCUUGCAAAGCAUAUUUGCAAUGUGCAGUUAUAUAGAAACCUUCAGCUUUGAAAGUGCAAUACCCAUUCCCAAAGUCUUAAAGGUUACAAUUCUCCAUUACCACUUUCUGUUUUUCCCCCAUUUUUUUUUUUCUUAGUGUUUUCAUAUAUUUUCAAAUUAUGGAAGAUAUAGAAGACUGUUUCCCCACAGAUGAGGCCAACAGUUGAAAUUUUAUAGCAGGUUUAUGUAUAUUUAUGGUUUCUGUAACGUGGGUUUGUGCAUUUAGAAGGAAGGUGUCGUUCUUUCACAUUGUCAGGUCUCUUCUCUCAUGUCCCCUGCUGAUGAUACUGUGUAAUGCCUUGAAUACAGAGCUGCAUACACACUAGUCAGAUCAUUACCGUUAUUAUACCUGGGUAAAAAUAUCAGACCGAUAACUUUUAUAGGUUCAGACUAGCUCCUAUCCUACCUAUAUUAAUGCUGAGAUGGACUGCAAGCCUGUCAUAACUUGAUGUGCGAUUUACCUGUAACUAAUUAUACUGAAUCAUUAUUGGAUGUAAAGAGCGUUUGUCUUAAUUCCCACGAUGCUACAGAGAUGUUGGGUAUUGGGUAAACAGUGUUCAGGUUCUUUGCACCUUGACAUACUUGAGUGUUUAAGAGAAAGCUAAAUUAACCUUUCUAUUAAAUACAUUGUUUUCGGGAUUAAUACAUCUAUUUUUUUAUUUUUUUAUUACGUUAUAUUUCUGCUUUAGUCUUCAAGCUAGCUUUUGUUUGGGUGAAUGUUUCUUCAUGUGUAAUCUAACAAACAGCUGCCUGUUUAUAGCAUUAAUUCUAUUGCAGAACUUUUGUACUGUAACUGCUUGCUUUUUGUUUGUUUUGUUUUUUUUAUGUUCGGUUUUUGAAUAUGGAUUAAUAAUUGCGGCCUAAAUGAUGGACUUUUCUCAGAUUUUGCCUUUAAACAAAAUGAACAUUUAUUUUGUAUUUAAUGAACCAUGCCUCAAAUGGGAAAUUUGUGUGUUUUCUGUGCAUUUACAGUGCAUAUGAGUGUAUGUGGUCACUUUAUUUGUAAUUUUAUUGAUUGUGAAUAUUUUUGUUUCAUUUAUUCGGAGAACACUAAGGUCUCCACGGCACCUCCUGGUGGGGUGAAUGACUGGAUCUUUGCUUUUCUCCUAAAUUAGCCAUAUAUGGUUAAAAAAAAAAAAAAAUAUAUAUAUAUAUAUAUAUAUAUAUAUAUAUAUAUAUAUAUAUAUAUAUAUAUAUAUAUAUAUAUAUAUAUAUAUAUAUAUAUAUAUAUAUAUAUAGGUGUGUGUAUAGUAUAUGUUUAAUAAUUAUUUGUGCAUAAUCGUUUAAGUUAUAUCUGUUUGGACAUUGACUGAACCAGUGUUGAAAUCAUUGUAUUAGCUGGAUGUCUUCAUAAACAAUCUUAGACUAGGUGACAUAGGACCAGAUUUCCAUUGUGUGUGUUUAUUUUAGUCAUGUAUGGGUGAUACUGAAACUGAUCAUACACUGUUAUGCUCAGAAUUUGUUUUAGCUUAUAUUAUUAUUAAUAGAAGCAUUUUAUCUUUACAUUUAAGAUUUGAUUUGAGUUUUUGUGGGGCAGAAGGAUUACAGUAGUGUGACUGUAACUUUGCCUUUGUGCCCCAAGCCAGUAUCUGCUUUGAGUCAUAUAAAUACUGGUUCACUGGGGCAUUCUGGGAAACUUGUAUUUCAACCUGUCUUUUCUUUCUGUGCCACUGGUUCCAGCACCAUCCACAUCUAUCAUGAUUUGUGUUUUGUCAACGAGUUGACACUUGUUUACGUUUGCUGUUUUAAUUCCUGAGUGCAAUGUACACUUGUGCUCACGUACAAAACGAAUGCCCUACAGAAACGACGGCACGUUUAAAGAUCAUUCCUUACGAUUAAUCAUCUUUCCUCAAAGCUACAGUCUUAAACCAUAUGGUCUGGUUCCCUGUACACACAUUAUGCCUUAUUCAAAGAAAAACAUUUUUUAAUGAAACAACAAGUGACACAAGUCUGGAAACUAAGAUAAAUGUAUCAUUGUCUCAUGAUUAAAAAACGGAUUAUUUCACAUUUAGCUUGAGAGAGAGGCACAUUCUCUUGUUUAAUCUGCCAACCACAGAUAUGAUGGAACUGAAACCACUAAUGAUACCACAUUGAGAUCAGUCAGAACCUGUCCAGUUGUAAAUUAUGUAAAAUACUGAAUUGUUUGAUGGUCUCAUGAUGAAAAUGAAGUCUAUUACAGAGCUGGGUUUUAUUUUAUCCCUGGUUUGAGCUGUAUAAAGCAAGCCUAAACAGAUACAUGAAAGUUAACUUGAACAUUAAGGGAUGAUGAUGAUGAUGAUGAUUUUCACAGACAAUUUCCCCCCACUAUUUCGACUUUGUCUUGGACUAAAUGCUGUUAAUGAGGAUUUCUAACAAGAAGCGUUGUUCAUGUACAGUGGUAUCAGGGCUUAAUGUGUGUCUGGAUAAAACAGGCUCCUAAAAUGUAUUAUUAAUAUUGUGUUACAAUGUUGAAUGUCAUUUCCAAAUUUUAUCCUUAUGCUUUAACUGUGCUAAAGGGCUCCAGUUGUGAAGAAUCCAUUAGUUUUUGAGAUUUAGAGAUCACAUUUUUGUGUUCGGACAGACAGGCAGCCUCUCUGUGUAAUGGCCAUUGUUUAGAGGCACAGACAAACACUUUUUAUUCCUUCAACCCAGAAGGGUAGCUCAAGUUUGGACCCUUUUUUAAUGUAAAAUAAUAAUAAUAAAAAAAAAUCUCUCUCUUACCCUUCA